AAUGUGAACUAGUUUCGCGAACUGGCUCUUCUGCAAUGUUUUGUAAUCGUAUUUACAAAAUACUUUAAACGUAUUUUUAUAAAUAAGAAAUGCUGCGUCGCGCGCAGUGCUUGCUGCGACUGCACAGCAGUGGACGCCAGUCACUAGUCACCCGACUUCGGUGCUACUCAACGGAUGAGGGGAGUCCCAAACAGAACCCAAAUCCCAAUCCGGGGGCCAAGAAACCCGGCACAAAAAACCUGCCGGCUGUGAGGAAUCCCUUCGCUACGGCGCAGGACAGGACGAAGAACACCUACCUGACCAUGGUGGAGAUCUUCCAAGAGCGCGACGUUCACCGGCGCAACCACGUGGAGUUCAUUUACGCGGCGCUCAAAAACAUGGCAGACUUUGGGGUGGAACGAGAUCUGGAAGUCUACAAGGCUUUGAUUAACGUGAUGCCCAAGGGCAAGUUCAUACCCACCAACCUGUUCCAGGCGGAGUUCAUGCACUACCCCAAGCAGCAACAGUGCAUCAUUGACCUCCUCGAGCAGAUGGAGGACUUCGGCGUGAUGCCGGACUGUGAGAUGGAGGCCAUGCUGCUGAACGUGUUCGGCAGACAGGGGCACCCGCUCCGCAAAUAUUGGCGCAUGAUGUACUGGAUGCCCAAGUUCAAGAACCUCUCGCCGUGGCCCCUGCCCGACCCAGUGCCGGAUGACACUCUGGAAAUGGCCAAGCUGGCGCUGGAGCGCAUGUGCACGGUCGACCUGCGAUCCAAGAUCACGGUGUUCGAGACCAGCGAGCUGAAGGACGCCAUAGAUCAGACGUGGAUCGUGAGCGGGAUGAGUCCCGAGCAGGAGAAACUCCUGCGGGAGCAUUCGCGUCAGAAGGCUCUGUACAUCGAGGGACCCUUCCACAUAUGGCUACGAAAUCGGCGGAUCAACUACUUCACCCUGCGCGCCGAUCCAGACCCCGAAUUUCUGUCUCAGUUGGACGAGCGGCAGCUGGACGAGGACGACGUCUCCCACAUCGAUGUGCCUUUCUUUGGUCGAGCUCCUCCAAGGCGACACAACCAGCUGGGAAAGCUGCGCUCUGUCCACCAGCAGGACGAUGGCACCAUCUUGGCCAUCUGCGCCACGGGCACCUCUACCAAGGACUCCCUGCUCUCGUGGAUUCGCCUGCUGGAGGCGAACGGAAAUCCCUCCAUUGGGGAGGUGCCUGUGCUCUUCCGGUUCACGUCCACAGUGCCCGCCAAGUCCGAGGAGAUCGAGGGUGGUUCCACCGUGCCAGCAACAAGGGAUAGCACGAGCAGUAAUCCAGAUGAGCAGCCGAGCAGUAGACGAGAAUAAACCAAUUGUUGAGCUAA
Molecule: messenger RNA, 1342 nt
Organism: Drosophila ficusphila
Lineage: Eukaryota; Metazoa; Arthropoda; Insecta; Diptera; Drosophilidae
Gene: ECSIT
Product: evolutionarily conserved signaling intermediate in Toll pathway, mitochondrial
Exons: 1
Coding region: 90-1325 (411 amino acids)
Cellular component (GO): mitochondrion
Source: RefSeq, a predicted model, not a curated record